AUGAAUUUCGAAGACGAUAUUUUUGCUAAUCAGCAACACAUUAUGUCGGAAUGCACGGUUCCCGGGCCGGCAGAAUCGUCGGCUCUUGGGAAGGGCUGUGGAAAUUGUGAAAAAUUGCUUCUUCAGAUUCUCCUUAAGCUUGAGUAUGUCGAGAGAGAGCUGGCGCGGAACAGAACCCUUGAAAAUCGAUUCGACAAGCUUGACUCGGAGUUGGCCAAGAAUAAUAGGCUAGAAACAAUUGAGAGAGACUUGAAGAGGGUAGGAGACUCAACGGUAUCUCUCGCGACUGAUCUCAGAACAUUCUCCGUCGAUGUAACUUCCCGGCUUAAAGAAAUCGACGUAUAUUAA
Molecule: messenger RNA, 348 nt
Organism: Xylaria bambusicola
Lineage: Eukaryota; Fungi; Ascomycota; Sordariomycetes; Xylariales; Xylariaceae
Exons: 2
Coding region: 1-348 (115 amino acids)
Source: RefSeq, a predicted model, not a curated record